AAUGGCUAAUCAAAUAGAUACAAUUUCAUUUGCUACCUUAUCAAAAUUUCAUUAACACAAUCCUUCCUUCGAUUCUCAUCUAAACAAUAAAAUUAAUCGAUAUCCUUCAAAUCUUGAUCUCCAUCUAAUUAACAGAGAAAUUUAUUUCAUAGCAGAUUAUGCAUUAAAAUUAAAAUUAACUACUCAAACAAACUCAGAUUUAUACAAAUACAUUAUUAGAAUUGCAGAAAUCAGUAUAAAAGCUGAAGAAGUUGAUAACAAUAAGAAAUUAUUAGAUGAUUUAGUCGAAGAAUUAUCAAUCCUUCUAACUCACUCUUUGAAAUCAAAAACUAUUCAAUUAUUUCUUAUCAGAUUAAUUUAUCUAUAUAAAAAAAAAUAAUCAAACUUUAAUAAUACUCAAACAGAUAUCAAAAAUUCUGCGUUAUUUUUUAAUAAUUAACUUAAAAAUCAAAAUAAUAUAUUUACUAAUCUUAAUCAAUCCUCAAGUGCUCAUAAACAUUAUUUUAAAUCAUAAUCUCCUGUUUAACAAAAUUCAAAUUCCAAGAUUUUUUAACUUAGAUAACAUGAUAUUUAAAAUCAUUUGAUUGAAGAUCCAAAUAAUUUUCAAAAUGAGUAUUUCAAAGCCAUAUUAUUUCCACCGAUGAUUUCUCAAAGAUCAAAAAACUGUUAUCUAAACAAAUAUUGA
Messenger RNA from Paramecium sonneborni, 685 nucleotides. NCBI's taxonomy places the organism in Eukaryota, Ciliophora, Oligohymenophorea, Peniculida, Parameciidae. The record is from the annotation of a GenBank genome assembly.